Messenger RNA from Clunio marinus, 8788 nucleotides. NCBI's taxonomy places the organism in Eukaryota, Metazoa, Arthropoda, Insecta, Diptera, Chironomidae. The record is from the annotation of a GenBank genome assembly.
GGAUACAUAGGUUCUCCUCCUUCAUGCAGACCUGAAUGUGUUACGAAUAGUGACUGUCCUCAAAAUAAAGCAUGUAGAAAUGAAAAAUGUAUAGAUCCAUGUCCUGGUUUUUGUGGAUUUAACGCGCUUUGCCGAGUCGUGACGCAUAGUCCUGUAUGUUCAUGCUUGCCUCAAUAUACAGGAAAUCCCCAUUAUGGGUGUGUUGUACCUGUAACUGAAACAUCAGUUAGUCAUAGAAAUCCAUGUGUGCCGUCACCUUGUGGUGCUUACUCAAUAUGUAAUACUUUAAACGAUCAAGCUGUCUGCUCUUGCUUGGUUAACAUGAUAGGAACUCCUCCAAAUUGCCGUCCCGAAUGUACUAUGGAUUCAGAAUGUUCGAGAGAUCUUACAUGUAUCAACCAAAAAUGUUCAAAUCCCUGCCCAAGUUCUUGUUCAAGUAACGCUAUAUGCAGUGUUAGAAACCAUAUCGUUUAUUGUGAAUGUCCUAAUGGUUUUACCGGAAAUCCAUUCAAUAGAUGUUAUCUCAUGGAACAACCAAAAACACCAGAUGCUCCAAAAGAUCCAUGUUAUCCAUCACCAUGUGGUUCAAAUGCUCUUUGCCGUAUUUCAGGAAAUCAAGCCAUUUGUGAAUGCAUAAAUGAGUAUCAUGGAAAUCCUAUUACAGGCUGUCGACCAGAAUGUGUAAGCAACAGCGAAUGCCUUAGUAACCUAGCAUGUAUUAACAAUAAAUGCAAAGACCCUUGCAUUGGAAUUUGUGGAUUUGAAGCUAUUUGCAAUGUUUUGAAUCAUAUACCAACAUGUUCCUGUCCUGAAGGAACUGCCGGAGAUGCAUUCCAAUAUUGCCAGAUAGUACCUAAAUAUGAAAAACCGGUUGAAAGCGAUCCUUGUUACCCAUCACCAUGUAAAACUGGAGCAAUAUGUAGAAGGUCAGGUAGUUCAGCAAUUUGUGAAUGCAUUCCAGGAUAUAAAGGAAAUCCUUACGACCGUGGGUGUUAUCCAGAUUGUACAAUAAAUUCUGACUGUCCUUUAACAAAAUCAUGCUCGAAUUACAAAUGUGUGGAUCCUUGUCAACAACACAUAUGCGGAUAUAACGCCUUAUGUUCCACAAUCAAUCACGUUCCAGUCUGCUCUUGCCCUGAAAAAAUGAUAGGAGAUGCUUUCGUUGAAUGCCGUUCUGUCCCCGAGAAGAAAAAUCCAUGUUAUCCAUCACCUUGCGAAAGAAAUGGAAUUUGUCAGGUUGUCAAUGGAAUUGCAUCGUGUCGAUAUCCUGAAUGUGUUCAAAAUGAAGAUUGUUCUCCGAGCAAAGCAUGCUUCAAUCAAAAAUGUGGAGAUCCUUGCAUCGGGUCUUGUGGUAUAAAUGCUUUAUGUAAUGUUAUCAAUCAUAAAGCUGUAUGCUCGUGUCCAAGGAAUUUUAUAGGGUCACCAUUCUUACAAUGUUCUAGAAUUCAAGACGAGCCACUUCCUCGUCCCGAAUGUACAAUGGAUGAAGAAUGCUCUAAUGAUAAAGCUUGUAUUGAUAAAAAAUGUAUUACUCCAUGUUCACCAGGAAUUUGUGGAAGGAACGCAGAAUGUCACGCUAGAAUGCAUCGACCAACAUGCGCAUGUCUUCUUGGAUAUACAGGAAAUGCACAAUAUUCUUGUUAUGAACUUGGAUGCCGAUCAAAUAAUGAUUGUGAUCCAUCUGAAGCAUGUAUCAACAAGGAAUGUGUAGAUGUUUGCCGUUCUAUUCAAUGCGGUCAAAAUGCUUACUGUAAAACUGAUUACAAUCAUAGAGGACGAUGCCAUUGUAUAGAAGGAUAUCGUGGAAAUCCAUUAAUUUCUUGCAAUCAACCUGAAUGUACGAGAGAUGAAAACUGCCCCUAUUAUUUGGCAUGCAGGAAUGAAAAGUGUGUUGAUCCUUGUAACUGUGCUCCAUCAGCUCAAUGUCAAGUGAAUAAUCACAUUCCAACUUGUCGAUGCCCUCCGGGAUAUAUCGGAAAUCCAUCAUUGUCAUGUGAGAAGAUUCCACUUAAGGAAGAACCUAGAUGUAGAAUGGAUGUGGAUUGUCCUAGCAAGCUUGGAUGUUUCAAUGGAGAUUGUAAAAAUCCAUGUUACGAGGGAAAACCAUGUGGUGCAAAUACAAUUUGCAGUGUUGUGAGUUCACUUCCGAGACGUACGGUUGUGUGUACCUGCAUUGAAGGUUACGUAGCUGAUGCAAACAAAGAAUGUAAACUUGCACUCAAAGACGAAUCGGGAUGUAAAUCCGACAAUGAUUGUCAGCUAACUGAAACUUGCCGAAAUCGAGUUUGUGUCAACCCAUGUAUAGAAGGAAAUCCUUGUGCAAGAACAGCGCAAUGUUCAGCUCAAAAUCAUAGAGCUAUGUGCUCUUGUCCUCAAGGUCUUAUUGGAGAUCCAUUUAUCAACUGCUUCCAAGAACCAACUUCCAAAGUAGAAUGUACUCAUGAUUCACAGUGCCCUGUAGAUAAAUCUUGCAAUAAUAAAAGAUGUCAAAAUCCAUGUGCUGAGAGCAACCCAUGUGCUAACAACGCUGAAUGCCGUGUGUCAUAUCAUCGUCCAUUAUGCUACUGUCCACCAGGAUGGGGCGGAGAUCCUAAAGAAAUAUGUUAUAAACCUGAAUGCCGUACCGAUGAUGAAUGUCCAUAUGAUAAAGCAUGUAACAACGAAAAAUGUCUUAAUCCAUGUGGAUAUAACAAAUGUGGAAAAGGAGCAGAAUGCCAUGCGCAGCAACAUCGUGCAAAUUGUAUUUGCCCUGCUGGCACUCAAGGCAAUCCUUUGAUUUCUUGUAUCAGUGGACUUUGUCAAUAUAAUGAAGAUUGCGCUGAUCAUGAGGCUUGUGAUCGUUUGAAUCGAGUAUGUCGCCCAGUUUGUGAUGAACAAUCAUGUGGAACAAAUGCUUAUUGCAAAGGCAUGAAUCAUCAACCUUCCUGUUAUUGUCAAGAGGGAUCCACCGGAAAUCCAUUUGUUGAAUGUUUACAAGAAAAAACAGCACCAAAACCAGAUUGUACAGUUGAUUCCGAAUGUCCAUCACAAUUGGCAUGUAUUAAUCAGCAUUGUGGUAAUCUCUGUGCUUUAUCCAACAUUUGUACGAGAGAUCAAUCUUGUUCUGUUCUUGACACACAUCCAUUAAGAACAGUUAUAUGUAAAUGUCCAACAGAUAUGGUAACCGAUGCAAAUGGAAAUUGCAAACUCAUAGUUCGUGAUCAACCUGCUUGUAUAAGCCACACUGAUUGUCCGUUAACAGAUCAAUGUGUUCGAGGUACAUGCAUUCUUGCAUGUCGUGCUGAACCUUGCGGAAUCAACGCUCAAUGUCUUUCACAAAAUCAUCGUGCAAUAUGUACAUGUGCACCAGAAUAUCAAGGAAAUGCUCAUAUUGAAUGUCUGCUGACACCACGUGACAAAGUUCCAACUCCACAAUGUUACACCAAUGACGAUUGUCCACUUGAUCGAACAUGUCAUAAUGAAAAAUGCAUUAAUCCAUGUUCUCUCAGAGAAUCUUGUGGCGAAGGAGCAUUCUGUCAUGCUGAAAAUCAUCGCAGCAUUUGCAGAUGUCCACCUGGUUAUAAUGGAAACCCCGAUAUUGCAUGCACUGCUGUUGAAGAGCCUAAAGUUGGCUGUAGAUCAAAUUCGGAGUGUUCAACAUCUGAGUCAUGUAUCAACGGACGUUGUGGUAGCCCAUGUAAUUGUGGUGAAAACGCAGAAUGCUUUGUAACUAAUCACUAUCCGGUUUGCACAUGUAGAUAUGGCUAUUCAGGAAAUCCACAAUAUGGAUGUUAUAAAUUAGGAUGUACAAGUGAUAUCGAAUGUUCGAAUGAUAAAACAUGUUACGAAGGUCAAUGUCUAGAUCCAUGUUCAUUAACAAAUCCAUGUGCAAUUUCAGCAAUUUGCUAUGGAAGCAAUCAUAGAGCAGCAUGCAAAUGCCCACCAGGACUUGAAGGCAAUCCUAUGGAGAGAUGUGAAAGAGCUGAAUGUUAUUCUGAUUACGAAUGUCCACAAAAUCGAGCAUGCGAGAACAAACGUUGUGUUGAUCUUUGCAUAGAGAGAAAUCCUUGUGCAAGCAAUGCAAUUUGCUUUGUUUCAAAUCACAAUGCUAAAUGCAGAUGUCCCGAAUCUAUGCCACUCGGAAAUCCAUAUUCAUAUUGCGAAAUGCGAACAAGAGAUGAGAAACCAGAAUGUCGUGUUGAUAGUGAAUGUCCCACUAAAUUGGUUUGCAUCGACAAUGUUUGCAAAAAUCCAUGCAUUGAAUUGUCACCAUGCGCACGUUCUGCCAAAUGCGAUGUUUACGACUCAUUCCCCAUUCGGACAAUAAUUUGUUCAUGUCCCGAUCUUUGGGCACUUGAUAUAACUGGAGAAUGUCGAAAGAUUCCACCACCUCCGAAAUCUGGAUGCAGCGCUGAUUAUGAAUGUUCUGACACAACAGCAUGCAUCAAUGGACAAUGCAGGAAUCCAUGUAAUUGUGGAACAAAUGCUGAAUGUGUGGUUAAAAGUCAUCGUGCAAUUUGUUCUUGCACUGAAGGAUAUGAAGGAAAUCCAGACAUUGCAUGUCGAACAGUCGGUUGUCGCAGCAAUUCUGAAUGUGACUCACAAAAGGCCUGCAUCAACGCAAAUUGCGUAAAUCCAUGCUUAUUGGAUGAUCCUUGUGGAGUGAAUGCUGAAUGUUAUGUUCGUAAUUAUCAAGCUGAAUGUCGAUGCUUAAGUGGAUAUCGUGGAAAUCCUAGAGAAGCUUGUAGAAUUAUUGGAUGUCAAAGUAACAACGAAUGUCCAUUGGAUAAGAGUUGCGUUAAUGAACAAUGCAUCAAUCCUUGUGUAUACGACAAUCCUUGUUCACCACGUGCUGAUUGUCUACCACAAAAUCAUUUAGCAAUUUGCAGAUGUCCACCGAACUUUGUUGGAAAUCCUUACGUUGACUGUAAGCCUGAAAUUAGACAUGAAUGUGUUUAUGACACUGAUUGUUCAUCAACUCUUGCUUGUAUCAACAAUAAGUGUAAAAAUCCUUGUGUUGAAUUCUCUCCUUGCACAAUGCCAGCCACAUGUCAAGUAACUCCAUCUUCACCUCUUCGAACUUUAAUUUGUAUAUGUCCGGAAGGUUACAUCAGCAGUGGCAGUGGAACAUGCAAACCAAUUGAAUCAGUUCGUGUUGUUGGAUGUGUUGCUGAUUCAUAUUGUCCACCAGAGAAAUCUUGCAUCAACAACAUUUGCCGCGAUCCUUGCAAAUGUGGCCAAAAUGCUGAAUGUCGCAUUAAAGAACAUAAACCAGUCUGUUCUUGUGAACAAGGUUUUGAAGGAAAUCCUGAGAUCGGAUGCGUGAAAAUUGGAUGUUCUUCGAAUGACGAAUGUUCAGGACAAGAUACAUGUAUCAACAGACGAUGUGUACCAGCAUGUAGUGCUGACACAUGUGGAAAUCUCGCUGAAUGUAUUGCCAGAAAUCAUCAUCCAUAUUGCGAUUGUCCACCAGGUUAUAGUGGUGAUCCAAAGGUUGGAUGUGUUUUAUUGGAAUGUACAAAAGAUUCUGAGUGUCCACAGAACAAGGCCUGUAUCGAUUUCAAAUGUGACAUCCCAUGUGAUAAGAUCGCUAAAUGUGACAUCAAUGAAAUCUGUACUGUUCACAAUCAUUUGCCCGAAUGUUCGUGCUUGCCAGGUUUCGUUUUUGAUGUUGAGAAAGGUUGCGUUUUAUAUGAUGAACCAUGUCGCAAGGAUGAUGAUUGUGAGAAACAAACUGCAUGCAUCGGUGGUGAAUGCUUAAAUCCAUGUAAUGUAACAGAACCUUGCGGUGUGAACACAAUUUGUAAGAUUCUUGACACUUCGCCAGUUCGUACAAUGACUUGUGCAUGCUUACCUGGAUAUCAAGGAAAUGCAGCAAUUCAAUGUGAUAAACGUGCAUUAUGUCCACCAGAUAAGAUUGUUGAUGACUUUGGAAGAUGUGUAUGUCCACCUGGUACUGCUUUGAACAUUUACGAAGAAUGUAUUGUUUGUGAGAUACACAAAGGAUACAAAAUUGACGAAUCUGGUCAUUGCGUAUGCGCCCUUGAACGUGGACUUAUUAUUGAUGAACGUGGAAGUUGCAUUUGUCCAGAAGAACAUGGAUAUAAAUUAACAUCACGUGGUGAUUGUAUUCGAAUUGAAAAACCUGAAUGUGAAACAAAUGAUGAGUGUCCCGAUUACCGAUAUUGUAACAUUGGAACAAAGACGUGUGAAGACCCAUGUGAAGAAAAUCUCUGUGGAACUAAUGCAUUCUGUAAUGCCACAAAUCACGUUGCUAUUUGUCAAUGUAUAACUGGUUACACAGGAGAUCCAUAUAAAUAUUGCAAUCAAACUAACAAAUUAAGAACCGAUUUCCCUAGACCGGAAAUGGCUGUCAGCUGUCUAGCAGAUGGAGUUCAAGUUGAAAUUCAUCUUGCAGAGACUGGUUUCAAUGGAGUACUUUAUGUUAAGGGUCACAGUAAGGAUGAAGAAUGUCGUCGUGUUAUCAAUCUAUCUGGCGAUACGUCUCCACGAACAGAAAUCUUUAAAGUACACUUUGGCAGCUGUGGACUAUUCCAUGUUAAUGGUUUAGCUAGUUUUGUUCUUGUCAUACAAAAACAUCCUAAACUUGUGACUUACAAAGCUCAAGCUUAUCAGAUCCGAUGUGUGUAUCAAACUGGUGAACAGAAUGUCACGUUAGGUUUCAAUGUUCAAAUGUUAACAACAGCUGGAACAAUCGCUAAUACUGGACCUCCACCACAAUGCUCUAUGAAGAUUGUCCGAAAUAAUGGUGAUGAAAUAAAUUCAGCUGAAAUUGGUGACAAUUUGAUGCUUCAAGUUGAAGUUCAACCAUCAACAAUUUAUGGCGGUUUUGCACGAUCAUGCGUUGCUAAAACAAUGGAAGAGAAUGUCGAAAAUGAAUAUAUUGUCACAGACGAAAACGGUUGCGCAACAGAUCCAAGCAUUUUUGGAGAAUGGGAUUACAAUCCAGACAGUAAUACUUUGAUGGCUAAUUUCAAUGCUUUCAAGUUCCCAUCGAGUGAUAACAUCAGAUUCCAAUGUAAUAUUAGAGUUUGCUUCGGCAAAUGUCAACCAGUGAAUUGUCGUGGUUAUAAUGCAUUUGGAAGACGUCGUCGUCGUGAAAUUACUGAUGAAUCACAACCACAGAACAAUACAAUUGCUACUCGAUCAACAAAUGAUGAUUUAGGUUUAGAAGGAAGUCUGAGAGAAGAAAUAACAAUCUCAUCAAAUGCUAUUUUAACAUUUGAAAGGCGAGAUGGUCGCUACAGCAACUCAGAUAAUUUGAAACCUGCGGCACAGCGAGUUGAAGACAUUUGCGUGUCAAUGAUAGGAUUGAUUAUUGCAUUAAUCAUAACUGCCUUACUUGCACUUGUAGCUGUAGCAAUUGCAGUCUCUUGUUGGUUGAUGGCCUAUAGAAGAAGACCAAAAACAACAGGUCCUUUGCCACAUCCACCUGAAUUCCCCAAUCCUCUCUUCACCAACCCAGAUGCUGUGCCAGAACCAUCACCCGAUUACUUAUCUUAAGUUGAGAUCGUAAAGAAAAAAGAAAUUACCAGCUUUAUUUACACAGAAGGUGUAAAAAUGAAUGAAAUUAAAAAAAGAAAAAACUAAAAAAAAAUGUAAAAAUUUAAUUAAUAAUUUUUUUUCAAUUUUGUCUGAUUUGAUGAUGUUUCGUACACAUCCUCAGACAUUUCUGAAAAAGUUUAAAAAAAUUGUAAGCAACUCCUUCAUUUGGUCGAAACUAGUCGUGUAUUACGUGUUUAAGUUUUUUUUGUCAAUUUUAAGCUCAUGCAAGAAAAAAAUACUGAUCGAAAAAUUAUUUAUUUGACAAAUGACAUUACUUCGUUUCAUCUUCAAAAUAAAUAAUUAAAAGGUGGAAGAAAAGAUUGUGAAGGAUAGAAUUAGCAUCGGCAAAAUUAUUCUUAUGCUUGUGAUAGCUAAAUCAUAUAAAUGCAUAAGAAUUGAAAUAAAUGAUGAAAGAGAAGCAUCUAAUAAUUAAAGAAAAAUCAGAUUUUUUAAAUAUAACCUGCCGCUAUCCAAAAUAUGUUCUAACGAUCGACGGUUCAGAUUUGUGAAUAAUUAAAGAUGAAAUGCCUGAAAAAACAUGAAUUAUGCACUGUGAAUUACCAUUAAACAAAUUGGUAAUUUAAUUCACUCGAAAAAAUUAAGCAUUUUAUUCUUCAUGCAUUCCAAGCAGAAUCGAAAAUAUUUAAAGAAAAUUCAUUUCUUCAUUUUCAAGGCAUGUAAAUAUGAAUUAAUUAUUAAAAAUAAUCACUGAAACGACCAAACGGAGGACUUGUAUUUAGAUGUUAAGGUUUAACUAAAAAGAAUAUAAUAUUUCAUAAAACAAUUCAUUUUAAAAGCAGAAUUGUUUGUUCUGACAGAAUAAUGACAAAAUUAUUUUUCGUUUUGCAGCGAAAUUUAAGGAAAAAUAAUUUUCUCAUUUCCACUGACACUCAAACUUUUCUUCACAAAAUUUAUUCCUCGUUUGCAAACAUGGCAACAUAAUUCAAAAUUAACAUUUUAUUUUCAUGAGACAAGAAACUAAUUUAGAUUUAGAACGAACUGAGCUGUUAAUUCAAUGUUAAAGAAAGUCACCAAAAAAUGUUCAACCAAGGAAUUCGCAGCACAAUAAUACUCUACAAUAGAAAUUUCGAUAUGGUUUAUGUACAAUCUGCCUGACAAAUGAACGAAUAAAAACUAAUUAAGAAAAAUAAAUUAAUCUAGUUUGACUAUUAUUGAGCUAUUAAGUAAAACAUGCUAAAUUCAUGAUUAAACUUGAUUAGACAUCUAAAAUAUUUAAACAACA